AUGUUAAAUCUGUGUCAAUCCAAAUGCCCAGAUAUUUAUAGGCAAGAACCCGAUCGAUGGGAGAACCAUUCAAUACCUGGAGGGAUAAUACCUGGAGGGACAAUACCUGGAGGGAUAAUACCUGGAGGGAUAAUACCUGGAGGGAUAAUACCUGGAGGGACAAUACCUGGAGGGGUAAUACCUGGAGGGGUAAUACCUGGAGGGAUAAUACCUGGAGGGGUAAUACCUGGAGGGAUAAUACCUGGAGGGACAAUACCUGGAGGGGUAAUACCUGGAGGGAUAAUACCUGGAGGGACAAUACCUGGAGGGGUUAUACCUGGAGGGAUAAUACCUGGAGGGGUAAUACCUGGAGGGGUAAUACCUGGAGGGAUACCUGGAGGGGUAAUACCUGGAGGGAUAAUACCUGGAGGGGUAAUACCUGGAGGGAUACCUGGAGGGGUAAUACCUGGAGGGACAAUACCUGGAGGGAUAAUACCUGGAGGAAUAAUACCUGGAGGGAUAAUACCUGGAGGGGUAAUACCUGGAGGGGUAACACCUGGAGGGAUAAUACCUGGAGGGAUAAUACCUGGAGGGGUAAUACCUGUAGGGACAAUACCUGGAGGGGUAAUACCUGGAGGGGUAAUACCUGGAGGGGUAAUACCUGGAGGGAUAAUACCUGUAGGGACAAUACCUGGAGGGGUAAUACCUGGAGGGGUAAUACCUGGAGGGACAAUACCUGGAGGGAUAAUACCUGGAGGGAUAAUACCUGGAGGGAUAAUACCUGGAGGGACAAUACCUGGAGGGAUAAUACCUGGAGGGAUAAUACCUGGAGGGACUAUACCUGGAGGGAUAAUACCUGGAGGGACAAUACCUGGAGGGUUAAUACCUGGAGGGAUAAUACCUGGAGGGAUAAUACCUGGAGGGACAAUACCUGGAGGGACAAUACCUGGAGGGAUAAUACCUGGAGGG
Oncorhynchus mykiss (rainbow trout) is the source of this 948-nucleotide messenger RNA. The record is from RefSeq and is a predicted model, not a curated record. NCBI's taxonomy places the organism in Eukaryota, Metazoa, Chordata, Actinopteri, Salmoniformes, Salmonidae.